AUGAUGCCCAUCGAGGACAUACCAGCAAGGACACCUAUUGGGGACAUACCAGCAAGGACACCUAUUGGGGACAUACCAGCAAGGACACCUAUUGGGGACAUACCAGCAAGGACACUUAUCGAGGACAUACCAGCAAGGACACCUAUCGAGGACAUACCAGCAAGAACACCUAUCGUGGACAUACCAGCAAGGACACCUAUCGAGGACAUACCAGCAAGGACAUCUAUCGAGGCCAUACCAGCAAAGACAUCUAUCAAGGACAUACCAGCAAGGACACUUAUCGAGGACAUACCAGCAAGGACACCUAUCGAGGACAUACCAGCAAGGACACCUAUCGAGGACAUACCAGCAAGGACACCUAUCGAGGACAUACCAGCAAAGACAUCUAUCAAGGACAUACCAGCAAGGACACCUAUCGAGGACAUACCAGCAAGGACACCUAUCGAGGACAUACCAGCAAGGACACCUAUCGAGGACAUACCAGCAAGGACACCUAUCGAUCAUACCAGCAAGGACAUACCAGCAAGGACACCUAUCGAGGACAUACCAGCAAGGACACCUAUUGGGGACAUACCAGCAAGGACACCUAUCGAGGACAUACCAGCAAGGACACCUAUCGAGGACAUACCAGCAAGGACACCUAUUGGGACAUACCAGCAAGGACACCUAUCGAGGACAUACCAGCAAGGACACCUAUCGAGGACAUACCAGCAAGGACACUUAUCGGGGACAUACCAGCAAGGACAUCUAUCAAGGACAUACCAGCAGGACACUUAUCGAGGACAUACCAGCAAGGACACCUAUCAUUCAUACCAGGGACAUACCAGCAAGGACACCUAUCGAGGACAUACCAGCAAGGACACCUAUCGAGGACAUACCAGCAAGGACACCUAUCGAGGACAUACCAGCAAGGACACCUAUCGAGGACAUACCAGCAAGGACAUACCAGCAAGGACACCUAUCGAGGACAUACCAGCAAGGACACCUAUCGAGGACAUACCAGCAAGGACACCUAUCGAGGACAUACCAGCAAGGACAUCUAUCGAGGACAUACCAGCAAAGACAUCUAUCAAGGACAUACCAGCAAGGACACCUAUCGAGGACAUACCAGCAAGACAUCUAUCAAGACAUACCUAUCGAGGACACACAUCGAGGACAUACCAGCAAGGACACCUAUCGAGGACAUACCAGCAAGGACAUCUAUCGAGGACAUACCAGCAAAGACAUCUAUCAAGGACAUACUAG
This is a messenger RNA of Haliotis rubra (blacklip abalone), 1245 nucleotides long. RefSeq lists its product as uncharacterized. Lineage: Eukaryota; Metazoa; Mollusca; Gastropoda; Lepetellida; Haliotidae. The record is from RefSeq and is a predicted model, not a curated record. Bases 1 to 1245 code for a protein of 414 amino acids. The transcript has a single exon.